AUGGCGAGCGACUGGCUCCGCUUCCGCGGCCCCAACGGUUCGGGCGUCUCGGCCGACGCGGCGCCGCCGAUCGAGUGGAGCAACGAUAAGAACGUCGCUUGGAAGAUCGACCUCCCCGGCCCCGGCUCAUCGUGCCCGAUCGUGGUCGGCGGCAAGGUGAUCCUCACCUGCUGGACAGGCUACGGCCUCAGCACCGAGGACCCCGGCGACCAAGCCAACCUCAAGCGGAUGGUCCUCUGCUACGACCGCGAAACCGGCGAAGAACUAUGGACCGCUGAGGCCGACGCCAAGCUCCCCGAGGACAAGUACGAGGGGAUGUUCGCCCAGCACGGUUACGCUUCGCACACCCCCACCAGCGAUGGCGAGAACGUUUAUGUCUACUUCGGCCGCACCGGCGCGCUCGCUUACAACCUCGACGGCGAGAAGCUGUGGCAGACCGACUGCGGCGACGGAUUUGGCAUGAGCGAUUGGGGCUCGGCCGCGAGCCCCGUGGUGGUCGAUGACGUGCUUGUCUGCGCCGCGACGGCCGAGAGCAGCGCGCUGAUUGGCCUCGACAAGAAGACCGGCGAAGAACUUUGGCGUUACGGUGAGGACGGCUGGAACGGCUGCUGGGGGACGCCGAUCGUUGUCGAAGUCGAUGGCCGCAAGGAGCUGGUUUAUUCGGCGCCCGAGAAGCUGAUCGCGCUCGACCCGGCCACCGGCAAGCUGCUGUGGCACUGUGUGGGUUCUGAAUCGAACAGCAUCACGGCGAGCGUCGUCGCGAACGACGGCGUAGUGUACUUCAUCGGCAACCGCGGCGCAUCGCUCGCCGUGAAGGCGGGCGGCGAGGGCGACGUCACCGACACGCACAUCGUCUGGCGCGAGAACCUGCAAGGGAGCAUCCCGUCGCCGAUCUACCACGAGGGCCGGCUCUACGGCGUCGGCCGCGGCGGCAUGCUCUGCUUCGACGCCGCCAACGGCGAUCGCGUUUACCAAGCCCGCCUCAACAUGCCCGGCGCCCCCGCGGGGCCGCCCGCUGAAGAAGCCAACAACGAUGGCGAACGUCGGCGCGGCGGCCGAGGUGGUCGUGGCGGCGCGGGCUUCCGCAACAUGUCCUAUGCGUCGCCCGUCAUCGCCGGCGACUACCUCUACCAGAUCGGCCGCGGCGGCGACGGCCACGUGGUGAAGCUCGGCGACGAGUUCAACGAGGUCGCCACCAACGUGCUCACCGACGGCGGCGACUUCAGCGCGACGCCCGCCCUCGUCGACGGCGCGAUGUACCUGCGUUCGAGCAAGCACCUCUACUGCAUCCGCGCGGCGGGCGAGAGUGAUGGUGUGGUUUGCCACAAGGAUGCACUAACGAAAUCUGACGGACAGCGCGCGAUUCGCGGCGGGUUGGUGCUGGAACCUUCACCGAAGGCGCUGAAAAGCAACAUGCGACUCGGUCCGGUUGCAACAAAUCAUCAUACCGGAGGGCCCGCCGGUACUUUGGCGCCGCCAAACCAAGCGCCCCCGCAUGCUUUACGGUUCCCCGCGCCCAAUCUGGCGCACGAGUUGCCCAGCCCGUUGGCUCCGUCCUCCAAAGCCUCAGCCAACGUCCAGUACAUGACUGUCGAUAUUAACGAAGUCAACGAUGUUGCGGACCUCGACCACUAUGGGCGGGUGUGGGAGCAAGCCCUCGCGGUGACGCCCGCCGCCAACUUCUUCCAGUCGCUCGAUUGGCUCCGGCUCUCAUGGCCGUGCUUCCCUCGUUGGCAACGACUGCGAGCGCUGGUCAGUUCCUCGGGUGAUCCGUGGGUCGUCCCCUUCUGCGUCCGCGAAGAGCGCUUCAAGGUCGGCCCGCUGCGUUUGUUGACGUUCCCACUGAACGACUGGGCAGGAGAGUUCGCCCCGCUCGGUAGCGACCCAGCAACGGCGCUGAGACGCGGGCUCGAACAUGCGUUCGCUACUCCGCGUGACUGGGACCUGAUCGACCUGCGAUGGACCGACGAAGACUUUCUGCCCGCCGCCGUCGAGGCCUUCACGUCGGUCGGCGUCCGUCCGCAAGUCGAGGUGCGGAUGGAGCGUCCGGUG
Molecule: messenger RNA, 2052 nt
Organism: Symbiodinium sp. CCMP2456
Lineage: Eukaryota; Dinophyceae; Suessiales; Symbiodiniaceae
Source: the annotation of a GenBank genome assembly